Molecule: messenger RNA, 973 nt
Organism: Triticum aestivum (bread wheat)
Lineage: Eukaryota; Viridiplantae; Streptophyta; Magnoliopsida; Poales; Poaceae
Exons: 4
Coding region: 205-723 (172 amino acids)
Molecular function (GO): calcium ion binding
Source: RefSeq, a predicted model, not a curated record
AACGCUACGCGCGGGGUGAGCGAGUGGACCGGCCGAAGUUUCGGCCGGUGCCCCGGCUGUAAACGUUUCCCAUUAGCCAAAGCCAAAAACCAGAAUCACACACCACCCGGAGAACUGAGCUGAGAUACUACUUCUGUUCUCUUCUCCCCCCUUUUCCGAGCCCCCCACCCGUCAUCUCUCCAGCCUCCAGUCUCCGCCGACGCCAUGGGGCAGGUCUGGGCGUCUCUGCAAGAGAAGCUCCAAGGGCGGCACUGGAAGGAGAGGCAGGUGCGGAAGAUCACCGACAGGGUGUUCGACCGGCUCACCGAGGAUACCCAGAAGCCCGAGAAGGACGCCCUCAAGUUCGAGGAGGUCUACAUCGCCGUCCUCUGCGUCUACAAUGACAUCAACAAGUACUUGCCGGGGCCGCACUACGACCCUCCGUCCAAGGAGAGGCUCAAGGAACUCAUGAAAGAGUUUGACAUCGACAUGAACGGUCUCCUGGAUCGCGAGGAGUUCGCGGAGUUCAUCCGGAAGCUGACCGCCGAGUCACUCUGCGCGAUCAGCCUCAAGCUGAUCAUCACGCUGGUCGCCGCCCCUGCGCUGGCGCUGGCGACCAAGAGGGCAACCGAGGGCGUCCCCGGCGUCGGCAAGGUAGUGCACAAGGUGCCCAAUGCCAUCUAUGCCGCCGCCAUCACCAUGGCUGCCGUGCUCAUCCAGAGAUCCGCCGAGGGCGUCGAGUAGAAGCGGCAUCGCGCCGUGAACUGUAGAUGCACCAGGCAACCAGGGAGGGUGUAAAUGUGCUGUGAUUUGCCGUGUGAAGGGUGAUGCCCUGUGGGACUUAUAGUUUUCUGUAAUAUCUUCCUGUCUGUGCUUCUUGGUGUUGCUAGCCUGGUGUGAUUCAAAAAGACAGUAUUCGCUGCUUGUUGACAUGAUAAAUUCUUGGACUAAAUAAAGCCGUGGUCCUGCUACGCCUGGCGGUGCUUUGCUGCUU